UAAGCGGACAGUAUGCUCCCGUGGUGCGCUGCACGCGCUACUGCUUAUUUAUGCAAUGGCGUCUGCUCAUAAUUGCAAGGAAAGGCAUGGGAAUGGAGGGGAAGAGCGUUAGGAUCUUGUGCCCUAGAAUUAUUUUUUCAAGGGAGCCUGGCUUGCAAUGGCUGAUCGGUUCCCCUUUCAUGCCCUUCACUGUCGUCUCUUCUUUCAGAUGUAUACACACUCAUGGCGAUCCGUUUUCUUCCGAUUAUGCAGCUGAAGCAGAUGAUAUGAGGACAUUGUUACUGAGGGGGUUUGAUAUAAUUGGUGCAUUAGUUAUUGGCGAUGGAGAUCCUUUAGAAAAUGCUUCUAAGGCAGCAAACGCUGCUUGUAAUAUGACAAAAUGGCUUAAUCGAGAUCAUGAAAACGCUGGUGUUAUAGGAGCAGCUUAUGAUUUAAACAAUGGCAAAGUCCAAUAUUUUUUCUUUGGAUCUGGAAGCGAUACAAAACCUGAAGCAUUUGACUCUGUUUUAUGUGAAGAAAAUCCCGAAAAGUAUUUAUGGGAAAGAGGAUGUCUACUUAGAUGUGAACUUUCAAUCAGGCUUCCAGUGUAUCUUCCUACAAAUAGACCAUCAGCAGAUGUAGAGGGGUUGUUUACCUCUCUAAUCGACGAGACAACUGCUAGAUUUAACACACCCCAGAUGACAUAUGUUGUAGAAGGUGCAAAGCAAACAUUAGAAGAAUGCCAACCCAUUGUUUUAUGUACUGAAUCAGAUAUCAUGAGUGGAUACUCAAAUCUCAAGCCUAUUAAAGGUUUUGAUGGUGCAGACAAUCUCUUCUGUUCAUAUUUUUCUUCCAGCAAUCAAUUGUUAUCAACUGCCAGGGAGAUUACCGAUCCAAUCAAAGUAACCGUUUUCCUCAAUUGUUCAAGGAAUACUCCCCCUUCUUGUGCACCUACAGCAGAUUAUUUUCCUGUAAUGGAACCCACAAGGCUAGUACAUGCUAGUUUCAAUCUGGAUGCCCUCUGUUAUUCUUCGAAAGAUUUCCCUGUGACUUCUGCAGUCUCAUUGUUGGUUGUUCCAGCAUUAAUUGACCAAUUAACCACAAUGAAGACAGCCAUCUUACCCUGCUUAAUGGCACGCCAGCCUCAGUUAUGUCCAAAUCAUUUCCUCCCCCCAGGCAUUCUGCAUCCAGUGACUGCUUUAUAUGAACUCAGUUAUGGGGAGACAGAGAUGAAACUAGUUGAGAUCAGAAGAUUGCUACAUUCAAGACUUGGGUUACCCUUGGAUCGUCCUUUGUUAAGAGUUGCAAAUUCCCUUAACUUCUUCCUCGAGAGCCGCACAGGGAAGAAUGGAUUAACGAAAGGUUCUGCACGGCUCAAAGAUGUUCAUACUGGAAUUCCUAGUAGCGGAGUUGUUGGAGGACAGAUGUCUCUUGUUGAUGGUUCCUAUGAAUAUUACCACUACCUUCAAGAUGGUUUCGAUGACAAUGGCUGGGGUUGUGCUUACCGCUCACUGCAGACGAUAUUUUCUUGGUUUAGGCUUCAGCACUACACUUCCAUUGAGGUUCCAUCACACAGGAAAAUACAGGAAACUCUUGUAGAAAUUGGUGACAAGGAGAUCUCAUUUGUUGGUUCUCGUGAAUGGAUUGGAGCUAUUGAGCUGAGUUUUGUUUUGGAUAGUCUUCUUGGGGUAAGUUGCAAGAUCAUAAAUGUCAGAUCUGGAUCAGAGCUUCCUGAGAAGUGUCGGGAGUUGGCUUUGCAUUUUCAUACUCAAGGGACUCCUGUUAUGAUUGGUGGCGGUGUCCUUGCUUACACUCUCUUGGGAGUCGACUACAAUGAGCACACCGGAGAUUGCGCCUUCCUCAUUUUGGAUCCGCAUUACACUGGAGGUGAAGACCUGAAAAGCAUUGUCAAUGGCGGAUGGUGUGGAUGGAAGAAAGCAACUGACAGCAGGGGAAAAAGUUUCUUUCUGCGCGAUAAAUUCUACAAUCUUUUGUGCCUUCAAAGACCAAACAUGGUGUGAAAUUUGUCUCCUACAGCAGAAAGAGAGAGUAUUAUGGAAUGCUUUGCUUUUCGGCUAUUUCCUGCCUAAUUUUCAAAGCACUCUAGGUGUGCAUUUUGUUAGGGGAAAGCUUUUUGUAUGACCCCAAGGCAUAUAAAUUAUAUGUGACCCCACUUUUCAGCUACGCGAUUUAAAUCAAUGGUUAGGAUUAUUCAUGUUAUGCUAAAACA
Molecule: messenger RNA, 2209 nt
Organism: Amborella trichopoda
Lineage: Eukaryota; Viridiplantae; Streptophyta; Magnoliopsida; Amborellales; Amborellaceae
Product: Peptidase C78, ubiquitin fold modifier-specific peptidase 1/ 2
Molecular function (GO): deUFMylase activity
Source: RefSeq, a predicted model, not a curated record